Molecule: messenger RNA, 996 nt
Organism: Radiomyces spectabilis
Lineage: Eukaryota; Fungi; Mucoromycota; Mucoromycetes; Mucorales; Radiomycetaceae
Product: t-SNARE
Exons: 6
Coding region: 1-996 (331 amino acids)
Biological process (GO): endoplasmic reticulum to Golgi vesicle-mediated transport; intracellular protein transport; vesicle fusion
Cellular component (GO): endomembrane system; SNARE complex; Golgi membrane
Molecular function (GO): SNAP receptor activity; SNARE binding
Source: RefSeq, a predicted model, not a curated record
AUGACUUUCAAAGAUCGUACAACAGAAUUUCAUGCUGUCGUUGAACGCAUUCGCUCGCGCAGCCAUAGUUCAUCGGCAUUAGAGCGACGUGCGCUCUUGUCAUCACCAAAGCCAUCUUCACCUAAAGCCAAACAUCACGCUCGAAGCGAAUUCUCACUCAUGGCGGCCGAAAUCAGUCGCAACAUUACAAAUACAGCAGGCAAAUUAGAAAAACUGACUCGAUUGGCAAAACGAAAAACGCUCUUCGAUGACAAACCAGUAGAAAUCAGCGAAUUAACCUUCAUCAUAAAACAAGACAUUGCCAAACUUAAUAAGCAGAUUGCGAUGCUCCAAGAAUAUACAAAGAGCCAGCGGCAGUCGUCAAAGCAAGCAAACGAACAUACGUCAAAUGUUGUGGUGGCAUUGCAAAGCAAGCUAGCCGAUACAUCCAUGAGCUUCAAAGAUGUCUUGGAAAUACGAACAGAGAAUAUGAAAAUGUCCAAGGAUAAACGGGACCAAUUUCUAUUUUCUGCAGCAGAGCAGACAUCAGAGCCCAUGCUAGGCAAUUCACCACUUUUAAAGUCACGUCGACGUGGCCCGGGAGGAGAAUCGCCUGGCAGCAGUCAUACAUACCAACCACACAUGGAAGAACAACAAGAAUCCACAUUAUCCCUAGGCAUACCCAUGAUAUCUCAACAGCAGCAGCAACAACAACAGGAAAUGAUGGUUCUUGAACAAGAUCGUUAUAUUGAAACUCGUUCAACGGCGAUCGAAAGUAUCGAAAGCACCAUCGCCGAACUGGGUUCGAUUUUCCAGCAGCUGGCCACCAUGGUAGCGGAGCAACGCGAAACAGUGCAACGUAUUGAUCAAAAUACGGAUGAUAUCGAAAUGAAUGUCAUGGGUGCUCAGAGGGAACUUUUGAAAUACUACACUAAUAUUAGCUCUAAUCGCUGGUUAAUCAUCAAAAUAUUUGUAACUAUUGUGUUCUUUUUCUUGGUAUUCACCCUGAUAAUGUAA